Drosophila subobscura is the source of this 1272-nucleotide messenger RNA. RefSeq names its product zinc finger protein-like 1 homolog. The record is from RefSeq and is a predicted model, not a curated record. The transcript is spliced from 5 exons. Lineage: Eukaryota; Metazoa; Arthropoda; Insecta; Diptera; Drosophilidae. Bases 195 to 1103 code for a protein of 302 amino acids. Gene Ontology annotation, cellular component: Golgi apparatus.
UUGAUUCUGUGACUGGCAAAACGAAAAUUCCGACAAAAGCUGACAAACGAAACUAAAAUCAAUUGAAAACGUAUUGAGAAUGCGAUAAUUGUUUGUUUCUCGUCCACCCUAGCUUUACACAAGUGUGCCGGCACAAUAAACCCCCCAGGUGCAAUAAAUCUCUGCGAAAUAAGAACUCUGCCGACCUCCCAGAAAUGGGCCUUUGCAAAUGUCCCAAACGAUUGGUCACCAACCAAUUCUGCUACGAGCAUAAACUCAAUGUCUGCGAGCACUGUAUGGUGCAGUUGCAUCCAAAGUGCAUAGUGCAAUCCUAUUUGCAAUGGCUUCGGGAUAGCGACUACAUUUCCAACUGCAAUCUGUGUAGCACUUCGCUGGAUCAGGGCGAGUGUGUGCGACUGGUUUGCUACCACGUCUUUCAUUGGGACUGCCUGAAUGCUCGCCAAGCCGCUCUGCCUGCCAACACGGCACCGCGCGGCCACAAGUGCCCCAGCUGUGAUGUGGAGAUAUUCCCCAACACCAAUCUUGUCUCGCCCGUGGCGGAUGCCCUGAAGAACUACCUGGCUCAAGUCAACUGGGGCCGCAAUGGCCUGGGCCUGGCUCUGCUCUCGGAGGACCAGAGUAGCAGCUUGAAGGCCAUCAAGGCUAAGGCGGAUGCCAAUCAGGCGGCUGUCAGCAAUAUGACCAAAGUGCAUCACAUUCAUUCCGGUGGAGAGCGAGAGCGUGCGAAGCCGAAUGGCGGUGAUUCCUCCACUCCACAUUCCGUGCUCCUCAUGGACGCAUUUAAUCCACCCAGCUCGGGCGACUUUAAUGCUAGCAGUAGGCGACCAUUGCUGCCACGUCAGUCGCCCAUUGGUGGAACGGAUCGCGAUGACAAUAAGUACCAGCGCCGCACGCCGGCUGAGCUGUUCUCGCGCUGGACGCGACGCUUCUAUGCACCAUCGUCGCGGCCACCGUGGCGACGCACCUGGUUCCUGGUGCUCAGCGGCAUUCUGGCCUUUGUCAUGUUCAUCUAUCUGUUGGCAUGGAUGGGACGCAGCGGCUCCAACGACGGCCUGGACGAGAGCUGGAACAAUCCCAAUCCGCAACCGAAUCACUACGAGUAAAUUAAUAUUUCGAGGAAUGUUUUCUCCGCCCACGCGCAUACGUAGUCCUCAUAUCCAAAGCCUAGAAUCCCCUCCCCUCCCCUCCCAAAAGAAUAAAACUUUUACAGAUAUUUAUAUAAUCUAAAAUUGCAACAUAAUACACACAUAUUUAUGUAUAUAUAAAAGAAAA